AUGAUGGCAUAUCCAUCAGGUUGUAUCAAUGGUGCUGGACAAAUUCGUAGCAUUGAUGUUAAUUUAAAUGAUGUUCGACAGAUGUAUGAAAGAUUACCACAUCUUAAUCAACCAUUAAAUUUGAGAAUAGAUGAUAAUCAUAUUCCAUUAUUUACUGAAUAUCAUUCGAUUGAAAAAAAAUAUAUAAACAAUAACAAAGAGAAAUAUGUCAGUUGGAGACUUAGCACCUUAUAA
This is a messenger RNA of Rotaria socialis, 234 nucleotides long. The record is from the annotation of a GenBank genome assembly. NCBI's taxonomy places the organism in Eukaryota, Metazoa, Rotifera, Eurotatoria, Philodinida, Philodinidae.